GUUGAAAAAUUAAUAGAAGAUGAAAAACUAACUCAUGAACCGGAAAUAUUAUCUAAAGAAUCUUUGACAAAUGAUAAUUCUAAAUGGGUUGGCUUAUAUAAGAUAACAUAUUUAGACCAGAAUGGAAAAAAAAGGUUCUGGGAAAGCGUAGAAAGAAAAACAAGAACCACAAACGAAAUAGAUGCUGUAGGCAUAGUUCCACUAUUAAAAUCAAAGGAUUCAAACACAACAAAAACAAUACUUUGUAUACAAUUUCGAUUAGUUGAGAAAGAUGAAGCGCCAGAACAAGCAGCCUUGCGUGAAUUAUAUGAAGAAACAGGAUACAAGGGCAAAGCGAUAACUAAUGUUUCAACUAGUAUGUUUAAUGAUGCAGGAAUAACUAAUACUAAUAUGAAAUUGGUUUUCAUUGAGGUUGAUUUAGAUGAUGAAAUUAAUAAAAAUCCAAUUCCAAAACUUGAAGAGGACGAAUUUAUUAAUAUAUUGCUAGUUGAUUUAAAAGAUCUUUAUUCAACUUUACAAGAGGCAAUUGAUAAUUUUAAUUACAAGUUUGCAUUACAACAAUGUAACAAAAUACUUAAAAAACAACCAGAAGCUUUAAUAGUAAAGACUUUGAAAGGUUUAGUGUUAGAAAGAACUGGUAAACAAGAUGAAGCCUUAAAAUUGUGUGAACAAGUUAAAGAAAAGAAUCCAAUUGAUGAAGCAGUAUUGCAAGCACUUACCUUGGUUUAUCUUUCUAUGGGAAAAAAUGAAGAAAUUGUAAAAAUUUAUGAAAAUGCUACACAAAAAAAUCCUAAUAAUGAAGAAUUGGGAAAUCAUUGGUUUAUGGCCAUGGUUCGUAGUAGCAAUUAUAAAGGACAACAACAUGCAGCAUUAAAAUUACAUAAAACAUUCAAUUCAAAUAAAUAUUUAUUUUGGGCAAUUAUGAGCUUGGUAUUACAGUCAGAAAAUAUACAGCCUAAUCAAAUAAACAUUUUCAUGCCUUUGGCUGAAAGAAUGAUGUUGAAAGCAGUAAAUGAAGGAAAAGUGCAAAACACUGAAGAGGUGCAUUUAUAUUUGAUUAUAUUAUUGGCACAAAAUAAGUUUAAAGAGGUUCUUGAUGUUUUAGAAGGUGAUCUUGGUCAAAGAUGUAAAGAUGAUAUUGAAAUUAUUAGAAUAAAAAAUGAAUUAUUUAUUAAAACUGAAAAUUGGAUGAAAUCCAAUGAGAUGAGUAAGGAAAUAUUAAGUAAAACGAAUAUUGAUGAUUGGAUUGCUUAUAAAACAUUUUUGGAUUCUCAUUUAAAACUUAUUGAAGAACAAAAGAAUAACGAUAAAUGUACUGACAGUCUAACUUUGAGUGAUGCACGCGAGUUCAUUUAUUCCUUGCAAAAAAAGGAUUCGGAAUCGUCUGUACCUAAACGAGGCCCAUUUUUAGCCGAGUUGGAAUUGGAACAUCUAAUUUCCAAGAAAGAAAAUUCCGGUGAACUUGCAAAAGUUAUGAUAGAUAUGUUGGUUAAUUAUUUCCGCAAGUUUGGGUCAAAAGCUUGUUGUUUUGAAGAUUUACAACCAUAUUUGAAAAAUAUUUCAAAAGUAUCUGCAACAAUGAUUAUUGGUGAAUUUAAAACAACGCUUAUUGAUAGUCAUGACGAAAAAGAGAGUAUUAAAAAUAUUCAAAUAAAUGUGAAUAUUUGUAAAUUUGAAAGGUAUUUUGGGUUACUUUUAGAUUUAAGCGAAUCAGAAUUGAUUACAUAUAUAAAUAAAUUAUGGAAGUUGUAUCAAGAUUCACUUAAAUUUGGUACUAAUUUACCAGAAACAGAAAAGCAACACGGUGACGAUUUUGCUAUAUUGGCAUCUCAUGCUCUUAUUGAUUUGUAUCUUAAGUAUCGCGUAUUCCAAAGACCGUUAGAAUUGUAUAGAUUGAUGGACAUUAAGCAUGUCCAGCUUGAUACAUUGAGUCAUUAUAUCUUGGCAAGAUGUCUUUCUUUUGGAUUUUAUGAAGAGGCAAACCUACUGUAUGUUGACACACUUUCUAUAUAUAAAAACAAUGAAUUAAAGACACCUGAAAUGGUAAUUCAUGCAUAUAAAUUUUCCACUUUUUCCAAAAUUCAAGAAUUUAUUGAAUUUCAAAAAAGACUGGAAAAUUCUAUACAAAAGGCUAUUGUUGAUAGAGAAAAAGUAAGAUUGGAAAAUAUCAUUGUUGGACCUAAAGAUUUGAAUAAACGAAUUGGUGAAUUAAAUAUAUUGGAUUUAAAAUUUGACGAUUCGUAUUGCAAAUCACUUUAUGAUAACAGAGAUUUUUCGGUUAUGAUUAAUUGUAAUCCUCCGGAUCAAAAAUCAAUCGAAGAAUUAAUAAGAUCAUCGCCAAAUAAUGAUGAUAAUUAUUCAUUUUUUUAUUUUCAACGAAAAGAAUUAAAUCAACAAGUAACUUUAAAAAUAGAAGAACUCACAUCUCAAGUCAAUGAAUUGUUGACAAAUAAGGAAAAAGUUAGUAUUGAAAAAUCAUUAUCUAGGAACAUUAAUAAAUAUUCAUCGACAUUAGAGAUUCAAUCAUUACAAAAUUUUACAUCGGAACGUAUACGAGAAAAACUUCAAAGUUUUCAAUCGAAAUUAAACAAUUUAAAAACUGAAUUGAAAGGUGAUAAGGUUCAAAAAUUAUUAUUUUCUACAGUGAUAAAAAAUGAGAAUAGCAAUGAUAACAUUUUGGAAUUUUGUUUGGACAAGAAAAAUGAACCAUUUAUUAAAAGUGUACUAUCGCGAAUAGGGACUAGUUGGUCAACAAGUAUUCAAAACAUUAUAAAAGAAUUAGAAUUAAAAAUUAAAAGUUGUUAA
Messenger RNA from Entrophospora sp. SA101, 2805 nucleotides. The record is from the annotation of a GenBank genome assembly. Lineage: Eukaryota; Fungi; Glomeromycota; Glomeromycetes; Entrophosporales; Entrophosporaceae.